AUGAGCAAUAAGGAGUACAGUUUUGCUAGAAAUUUCUUUUCAAGACCAGAAAAUGAUGAUACUAUCGAACAAUUCAAGAAAGAGUAUAUGACUUCUAUGAAAAAUUAUCAAUUGGCAAUGGAAAGUAAGAAUAGAGAUAUUCAAUCUCCAGCUAGAUCACAUAUAAAUGAAACUAAUAACUAUUUGGUAAAUGGAAGUGUUAAAAAAACUAAAAAUAAUAACAAUAACAAUAACAAUAAUAUAUCGUCUAGAUUAUCUUCAACAGCAACUUUAAGUUCUGAUGAUCAUCAAGAAUUAUUAAUUUUGAAGAAUGAGGUUAAAAGCUUACUUGAUUCAAGAGAUAAAGAUAACUUUGAUAAAAUUAAUUUAAAAGCCUUAUUAAAUAAUUUUGAUUCAAGGUUAAACAAUUUAGAAUCAUUAAUCUUAAAAUCAAGAAAUAACAAUAACAACAACAACAAUAAUAAUAAUAAUAAGUUCGACCAACCCUCGUCAUCCCUACCUUCUUAUAGACCAGUAUCAUCCUAUGAUUCAAUCCCACAAAGUAAAAAUUAUUGGAAUAAAGAUGAAAGCUAUGAUUAUAUGUUAAUGGAUCAACUAAGAAAAAGUGGCAAUAAAUACAACAGCAUUAAUUAUGUUAAUAAAGAAGAUAAUUAUUUUAGGGAUUUCUAUAGCCAUAAGUCUGAUCCAAUUGUUUAUUCACCAACACCGCAACGAAAAUAUAAUUAUAAUCAUAAUUAUGGGCAUAAUUACGAUUACGAUUAUUAUUAUGAUCAUGAUCAUAAUCAUGCACAUUCUAAUUAUAGUCGUCCUAACAAUAGCAUAAAUAAUAGCAGUGGUAGUAGACCGAACUAUCAAAGAAACUCUUCUUUAUAUCGUAAUAAUAUUAACAUUAAUAGUAGCGAUAAGAACAAUAGAAUUGGAAAUGAUAUGACAUAUGAUGAUAUAAGCACAAUAGAUAUUUUAAAUAGAAAAAUUUAG
This is a messenger RNA of Arxiozyma heterogenica, 978 nucleotides long. RefSeq lists its product as uncharacterized. The record is from RefSeq and is a predicted model, not a curated record. The transcript has a single exon. Lineage: Eukaryota; Fungi; Ascomycota; Saccharomycetes; Saccharomycetales; Saccharomycetaceae. Bases 1 to 978 code for a protein of 325 amino acids.